This is a messenger RNA of Malus domestica (apple), 1163 nucleotides long. Its product is annotated as kinesin-like protein NACK2. Gene Ontology annotation, biological process: microtubule-based movement. Lineage: Eukaryota; Viridiplantae; Streptophyta; Magnoliopsida; Rosales; Rosaceae. Gene Ontology annotation, molecular function: ATP binding; microtubule motor activity; microtubule binding. The record is from RefSeq and is a predicted model, not a curated record.
CUCUCUCUUGGUAUUAAAUUUGUUGAGAGGACAAAAAAUUUCAAGAAUACGAAACGAGUCUGAUAGAUUCAGUUUUUAUGAUUUAUGUUUUAGGUUUUGGCAAUGAACAUGAUUUCUUUAUGCUAAUGCUUUGAUUCUGUUGUUGAAGGUAGAGUUUCGUUUUCGCCAAUUUGUAUCGGUUAAAUUUUGCAAUCCAAGAAAAGUAGUUCUCUAGGAAUUCUCUGGAUUGUUCUAGAUCGAAAAUGUGAAUUUUUAUGAUCGGUGAUGAUUCUGAUUGAUUUGGCUUCUGUUGUUCUUAGAGUGGAGGUUAGUAAGUGAAGAUGAUGCCGGGGACACCAGCAACUCCGUCGGCUAAGCUACGAAGGACUCCGGGUGGUUCAAAAGUCAGCGAGGAGAAAAUUUUGGUCACUGUUCGUUUGAGGCCGCUGAACAGGCGAGAACAGGCAAUGUAUGAUCUUAUAGCUUGGACUGCUUGGAUGAGCACACCAUAGUUUUCAAGAAUCCGAAUCAUGAGCGACCUUCAAACCCGUACACCUUUGAGCACACCAUAGUUUUCAGGAAUGAACGCUACAAUUUUUGCAUACGGGCAGACUAGUAGUGGCAAGACAUUUACCAUGAGAGGAAUCAGCGAAAAUGCAGUGAGGGACAUCUUCGAACACAUCAAGAAUACGCCAGAAAGGGAUUUUGUUUUGAAAUUUUCUGCUUUGGAGAUCUACAAUGAAACUGUUGUUGAUCUUCUGAAAUGCAAAUCUGGCUCACUUUGGCUUUUGGAUGACUCUGAGAAAAGCACCAUAGUUGACAAGCCACAGGAAGAAAUUGUUGAGAAUGGCGAACAUUUGAGGCACUUAAUUGGAAUUUUUGAAGCUCAAAGGCAAGUGGGAGAAACUGCCCUAAAUGAUAAAAGCUCAAGAUCGCAUCAGAUAAUAAGGCUGCUAGACAUGAUGAAUUUAUAUUUUUUUAAAUGUUUCAUGAAAGACCAUAGAAAGCAGCCUCCGGGAGAGUUCAGGGUCUGUGAAGGCUUUUGGAGUGAGUUUGAACCUUGUGGACCUUGCUGGAAGUGAACGUGCCUCCCAAACAAAUGCAGAUGGUAAAGGAUUGAAGAAAGGCAGUCACAUUAACCGUAGCUUGUUGACACUCACAACCGUUAUCAGGAAGCUAAGGUA